AUGCGCGACAACGUGACAAGAAAAGCAGAGCGAAUCGAGACCGCACCGCGCGACAUGUCCGCGGCAACGACAGCAUCGGGUACCGAACCGCUCACCGCCACGCCCAUCGAGGUCGAGGACGACGACGACGACGACGUCGGGCCCAUGUUCAACGACGACGGCAGCGCGGUGGACCCCGACGAGUUCAGGCGGUGGCUCAUGAGCAACCCCGAGAAGAUGAAGGAGCUCGAGAAGGAGGAACACAAAGACGUCGCGCAACUGCUGCUCGGCGGGGACAACGCGAAGACCCAGGACUGCCUCUGCAAGAUGUUCGCGCUGCAGAUGAAGCACGCGGAGGAGGACGAGCAGAGCAAGAUGAGCUCCCCGGACUUGCUCCGAACCGAGUGCACCGUCCCCCGGGACCCCGUGGUGCUCUACCAGCAGAUGCUCAAAGUCGGGCUGCAGUACGGACCCGCGUUCAGGCUCCUGUCGCAGGUGUGGAUCCCCCAGGCCACCGCGGACGAGCAGCGCAAGGCCGCACUCGGCAACGUCAGCGACGACGACGACGACAGCGACAGCGACGAGAGCGAGGACGAGACCGUCGCGUGA
This is a messenger RNA of Micromonas commoda, 588 nucleotides long. RefSeq lists its product with no specific name. The record is from RefSeq and is a predicted model, not a curated record. NCBI's taxonomy places the organism in Eukaryota, Viridiplantae, Chlorophyta, Mamiellophyceae, Mamiellales, Mamiellaceae. The coding region runs from base 1 to 588 and encodes 195 amino acids. The transcript has 2 exons.